Messenger RNA from Raphanus sativus (radish), 2594 nucleotides. RefSeq lists its product as uncharacterized. The transcript is spliced from 10 exons. Lineage: Eukaryota; Viridiplantae; Streptophyta; Magnoliopsida; Brassicales; Brassicaceae. Gene Ontology annotation, cellular component: nucleus; cytoplasm. Gene Ontology annotation, biological process: snRNA import into nucleus. The record is from RefSeq and is a predicted model, not a curated record. Bases 105 to 1376 code for a protein of 423 amino acids.
UUUAAGGACAGAACCAGAAUCAAGCAAUUAAAAUAUCCGACAAGAGGUUUCCGAACUCGGUACCGCUUCGAGCCUUCUUCGAUACAAACUUUCUUCCUCCGAGAAUGGCGCCGCAUGAUCUUCGCCGUCCUUUCAAGCGACGACCUAUCUCCGAUCAACAGAGACGCAGAGAGCUUUCACUCCUCCGUCAGUCUCAGCACCGCUCCGACGCCCAGCAGCGAGCUCGAAACCUCGCCUCAUCCGUCAUCUCCCUCCAAUCAUCCUCCUCCUCCUCCCCCGAUGUCGACCCGGAAACACUAUCCGAACCCAUGCCCGACGUCGACACCACCACCGGACACGAAUCGGAAUCCAGUAGCUUUAGCAUCCGUCAAGCUUCGAGUCUGAGAGGACCCGAGGCUCGCAAGUGGUUCGCGAGCCAGCUUAUGUUACCUGAAUGGAUGAUCGACGUUCCUGAGAAUCUGAGCAGAGAUUGGUAUGUGUUAGCGAGACCAGCUGGGAAGCGAUGUUUUGUAGUGUCAGCAGAUGGAACAACUGUUAGUAGGUUACGUAAUGGUUCCGUCUUGCACCUUUUUCCUUCUGCGUUACCUGGUGGUGCUAGGAAGAAAGGUGCUUCUGGUCCAGCACAAUCGUAUUCGAUAUUAGAUUGUAUAUUUCACGAGUCGGAUCAGACGUAUUACGUGAUUGAUAUGGUUUGUUGGAGGGGUUACUCGCUUUACGAAUGCACAGCGGAGUUCAGGUUCUUUUGGUUGCAGUCAAAGCUUGACGAGACUGGUGCUUGUGAUCCGCCUUCUUUUUACCACAAGUUCAGGUUCAGCGUUGUUCCUUUUUAUAACUGCGACCAAAGCGGACUUCACUCGGCUUAUACGGGAUCAUCGCCUUAUGUCAAGGACGGAUUGUUUUUCUAUAACAAGCAUGCACAUUAUCAUACUGGGAAUACUCCGCUGGUGUUGAUAUGGAAGGAUGAGAGGUGUAGUCAGUAUGUCAUUGAUACAGACAACAAUGGACAAGUUCCAAACCAACAACAUAUCGUCUUGGAGUUGCAAGAUGAUGGGAAAAUUGUAACAUCAGAUGAUCCACCCGUCAUAGUUAAUUGCUUGAAUGCAGAUUUUAUAAAACAGUCAGGACUGUCACCGGGAAGCCUUGUUCGAUUUGCCAUAGGCGAUGGAGGGUUGAACUGUGUAGAUGGUAAAUUUGAGAAGGCAGAUUUACAGUAUAUCAGUGUGUCAAAUCGAGCUCGGGCAUUUGCUGAUAGCUAUUCCAAGAUCAUGUUUCAAUAUAUGGCCCGACAUUCUCCUCUGAAAGUUGAAGAUCUCGCGUCGAUGAUUUCACAGGAGAACCAACAAGACAAGCCCCCUGAAGUAGACAUGUCCGAUUGAAGAGAGGAGAGAUUUUUGGACUGUGUGCUGUGUUUUGUGCAAACCAGAGAGUAGCAUUUUUUUAAUAAGAUUUUCAGCUAUCUUUUGGCUUCCCACACGAGACUAUAAAGCAGAAGUCACUUAACAAUUCUCCAAGUAACGUGUGUUAUUUCUGAUUUUUUAAAAAAUUUUGCUCUGUUUUGAAAACAAUUAAUUAAAAAAUUCAGAUUUUUCAGAAAAGAAAACUUGAUUCUCUUUUAUUUUUUGCAUGAUUCACAAUUUCACAUUGAAGAUGCCAGUGGAUUUUCCUCCUCUUUAAGAGCUUAGUUCUUCUCCAUGCAUGGGCCAUAAUCCUAGUCUCUGGUAUAAAAGACAUAAAACUCUUCCACGAGACCUCUGCUUCGGCGGCUGCUGCAGAAAAGAAAAAUCAAUAUCCUCUCAAUGAAUUCCCGGGCUGACGAACAAGAGGAGGACUCGAUGCCUACUGCAAAACCAGUAACUACUACUCUGUUGCAACCAUGUUCCAGUAGAAAAACAAAUCUGAAGAGGCAGGAGAUAAGCAAGGAGAUUAAAGAAUAUUUGAAGAAGCAGAAGCAAACUGAGAAAGAUUCUUGCUGUUAUGGAUGUGAAGAAGCCACCUAUGAUGGUCGUCGAACCAUUUUCGUUAAGGGAUUUCAGCAUUUGCGCCCCAGGGAUGAAAUCAAGAAUGAAUUGAGCAACAUUUUUGGUUCUUGUGGAACAGUCUCAAGGGUUUUUGUUCCCAUGCAGUGUGGUACCUGUGUUCCUUUGGGAUUUGCUUUCAUUGACUACUCAAAUGGCGAAAAGGGGGCGGCGUUAAAACUAAAUGGAAGUUACAUGGGAGGAAGAAAGCUUGAGGUGAAGAUGGCUACUGAUAGUGAUGAAUACUACGGGUUUGUUAACUUUGAUGGGUGUGACCUUUGUCGUGGGCCAGGCAAGCUCAAGCUCAGAGCUCGCAAGCCAUUUGACAUUGACAAGGCUUAUUCCAAAAUUCAGGCCGACUAGGCUUAUUCCAAAAUUCAAGCCAAAUUUCACCACUGAACCUGAGCUUGUUUUAUUUUUAUUAUCUACUCUUUGUAUGAUUUGACUCUGCUAUGCUUUAAAUCAAAUUAUGUAAGAAACUCGUUAGUAUGGAGACUGUGGUUUUCAGAAAGUUUGUUGAAAAAUGAUUUGCCCUUUCCAUUCUCUAUAAUUAUAUGUGAUUGAGUUCCAUGUUGUUUA